This is a messenger RNA of Chaetura pelagica (chimney swift), 3220 nucleotides long. RefSeq names its product collagen, type XIX, alpha 1 (gene COL19A1). The transcript is spliced from 42 exons. Lineage: Eukaryota; Metazoa; Chordata; Aves; Apodiformes; Apodidae. The record is from RefSeq and is a predicted model, not a curated record. The coding region runs from base 1 to 2823 and encodes 940 amino acids.
AUGGAGUUGAAGAGGGUUGUGGAAGCUUGUAGACCUGACAGGCAAGUAUUUCCAAAUGGGCUUCCUGAAGAAUACUCUCUAGUUGCUACCUUCCGUGUACGGCGAAAUACCAAGAAAGAGCGUUGGUAUAUAUGGCAAGUUUUAAAUCAGUAUGACACACCUGAGAUCUCUGUCCUUCUGGAUGGUACAAAGAAGGUUGUGGAAUAUAUGACCAAAUCUGCUCAGGGAAACAUACUGCACUACACUUUUAAGAGUCGAGAAAUUUAUCCAUUGUUUGAUCGGCAGUGGCAUAAGCUUGGUAUUAGUGUGCAGUCGGGGGUCAUUUCCCUCUAUUUGGAUUGUAAUUUAAUUGAAAGAAAACAGACUGAUGAAAAAUUCACCAUUGACUUGCAGGGAAGGACUCUGAUUGCUUCUCGCGCUGCAGAUGAUAAGCCUGUAGAUAUUGAACUUCACCGCAUAACAGUUUUUUGUAAUCCAAAACUUGCAAUGGAAGAUACGUGUUGUGAAAUAUCUGCAGACCUGGGAGAAGCAGGAUUACCAGGAGUAGCUGGUUUGCCAGGCCAAAAAGGCAAUAAAGGUGAAAAGGGUGAAAUGGGUGCAAAAGGACAUGAUGGUGUUGCUGGUCUUCCUGGCGAAAAGGGUGAACGUGGCUUUGCGGGUAGUAAAGGUGAAGAAGGUGAAAAGGGUGAAAAAGGAGAUAAAGGAGAACCAGGACCAGAAGGCAUUCAUGGAAGAGAGGGACUAAAAGGUGACCCUGGUAGUCCUGGUGUGGCUGGUCCUAAAGGAGAAAAGGGAGAAGCAGGACCACCAGGACCAACUGCCUUGAGUGGUUUGCCAGGGCUGGAGGGUCCUCAGGGUCCACCUGGCACAGAAGGUCAAAGGGUGAGUAAACUUGGUGAACAACUGGGAAGAAGAGGCAAACCAGGCCUUCCAGGAAAACCAGGGCCACCAGGACCUCCUAGUGAUACAGAACUACUUGGAUUACUUGGGACCCCUGGACCUAAAGGCCAGAAGGGAGACACUGGUCAAAAAGGAGAGUUGGGAAGCACCGGUGCAAAAGGAGAAAAGGGAGAACCUUCUGAAAAAGGGGACAAGGGAGAUCCAGGAGAAAUUGGAAUGGAGGGAUCAAAAGGAAAUAAGGGUGAAACAGGAGACCCUGGACCACCUGGUCUUAUGGGAAAUCCAGGAUUAAAGGGACUACAAGGACCUCCAGGACCUGUUGGACCCAGAGGACCACCAGGAGAAGUUGGUUUACCAGGAGAGCAUGGGGUACCAGGAUACCCAGGAAUUAAAGGAGACAAGGGGGACCCAGGUGGGAUUAUGGGACCACCAGGACAUCCAGGUCCAAAAGGUGACGUGGGGCCCCCUGGACCAAGUCUGCCUGGAACACCAGGUCCCACUGGUAUGCCAGGAAACCCAGGUCCACGGGGACCAAAGGGAGAAAGAGGACUACCCGGUGUACAAGGAGCACCUGGGGACAUGGGGCCCCCUGGAAUAGGCAUUCAGGGAUCACCAGGUCCUAUAGGUCCAGCUGGAUCAACAGGUGUGCAGGGCACUCCAGGAAGAGAUGGAAAGCCAGGACUACCAGGUCCUCCAGGUGAUCCUAUUGCACUGCCACUGGUGGGAGACAUGGGAGCUAUACUGAAGGGUGAUCCGGGCAUAAGAGGUCCUCCAGGAAUCCCUGGUAGAGAAGGGCCAAAGGGAAGCAAAGGUGAACGUGGAUUUCCUGGGCUGAGUGGAGAGAAAGGUGAUGAGGGCCUACAAGGUGCUCCUGGACUGCCUGGUGUACCGGGACCCAGUGGACCAUCUGGAGUCACAGGAAGACCUGGGCAUCCUGGUCCAGCAGGGUCAAAAGGCGAAAAGGGUAGUGAAGGUUCUCCUGGGAAACCUGGACCACCUGGGCCUCCGGGAGGUGUGAGCGUCGCUAGUCAUCCAGGCCCACCAGGACCUCCAGGUCCAAAAGGAGAUCCUGGCACAGUGGGUGACCAUGGACCAGCUGGCACACCAGGAGUAGCAGGGACACCGGGAAAGCCAGGACCUCCUGGGUCUCCAGGGAUACCAGGGGAACCAGGUGAAAGAGGACCUAUAGGAGAUAUAGGCUUCCCUGGGCCAGAAGGGCCACAAGGAAAACCAGGAAUCAAUGGAAAAGAUGGUUUGCCAGGCCCUCCGGGUGCUGUGGGGAGACCAGGAGACAGAGGACCCAAAGGAGAACGUGGAGAUCAGGGUAUUCCAGGGGACAGAGGUCCACAAGGUGAACGAGGGAAACCUGGCCCAUCAGGAGAAAAGGGAGAUGUGGGUGCUACAGGACCACCAGGAGACAGAGGCUAUCCAGGAUCACCAGGUCAUCAAGGUCCCCCAGGUUUACCAGGACCCCCAGGGUUUCCAGCUGAUAUAGUCACACUUGAAGAAAUAAAAAAAUAUAUCAAACAAGAGGUUCUUAAGGUUUUUGAAGAAAGGAUGGCUCAGAUUGUAUCCCAGCUGAAGCUGCCUGCUGCAAUGCUUGCCUCCCAAGCUCAUGGAAAACCAGGGCCCCCAGGAAAAGAUGGGUUACCAGGGCCACCAGGAAAGGAUGGUUUGCCAGGCCCACCAGGAGAACGUGGAAUUCAAGGUUAUAGAGGCCAGAAGGGGGAAAGAGGUGAGCCUGGAAUUGGACUGCCCGGUGACCCUGGACCACCUGGCCCUGCAGCUACUGGCCUGCCAGGACCACCAGGAACACCAGGAUCACCUGGACUGCAGGGGCCACCUGGACCCAAUGGGAGAUGCAAUCCAGCAGAUUGUUAUUACCACAUAUCACAGACUCGGUCACGCACCAACGGGAAAUAAAACCCUUCUCCCCUAGACACUUGGGUUCACGGUCACUUUUCACUCUUCUCAAUAAGUUAAUUUAACCUUUGACAUAUUUGGUGCAUUAUUUUUUUGCUCAACACUGCACAGUAUAGAAAUUAUUUAUAAGGCACAGAAUUAAGCCUUGUUCUAUGUAAUUUGCAGUGUCAUUAUUGUGAAUUGAUGACAUAUAUUUUCCAGAGUGCAUUCCAUGUGUUAUGUUUCUUGUAUUUAUUUUGCAUAGAGGAGAAAAUAGGCCCAAAUAAUUUUCAUAAGCUUCUUUCUUCAAACAAAAAAUACUUUAUUAUAACUUAAGACAGUAUGUAUGCCUCAGUAUAUAAUCUGGCUUUAUUUUUCUUGAUGGUGGUGAUGUUUAAGUGGAGAAAAUGCAUUUCUG